CACUCGGCCCCACACCGCCGCCAGCUCUCCGGCCGCGCUGUGGAGCUCGGCAGCCGAGCCCAGGACAGCGGCGGCGGCACCGGGGACACCCAUGCGGCACCGCCGGCCCUAGGCUGCCCGUCGGCCGCAGCAUGCCGCUCCCUCUGCGCCUGGCGUGGCUGCUGGGGCUCUGCAGCCUCUGCCGCGGCUACUUCGAGGGGCCGCUGUACCCCGAGAUGUCCAACGGGAGCCUGCAUCACUAUUUCGUCCCCGAUGGGGACUACGAGGAGAACGACGACCCCGAGCGGUGCCAGCUGCUGUUCCGGGUGAGCGAGCAGCGGCGGUGCGGCGCGGCGGCGGCGGCGGGCGGCGGGCUCAGCCUGCGGGAGGAGCUGACGGUGCUGGGGCGGCAGGUGGAGGACGCGGGCCGGGUGCUGGAAGGCAUCGGCAGGAGCAUCUCCUACGACCUGGACGGGGAAGAGAGCUACGGUGCCUACCUGCGCCGCGAGUCCGCCCAGAUCAGCGACGCUUACUCCAGCUCGGACCGCUCGCUGAGCGAGCUGGAGGGUAAAUUCCGUCAGGGGCAGGAGCAGGGCGGCCGGGAGGAGUCGCGUCUGGGCGACAGCUUCCUGGGGCUGCUGCUGCACGCCCGCGCCCUGCUCCGAGAGACCCGCCACGUCUCCAGCGGGCUGCGCGACAAGUACGACCUGCUGGCCCUCACCGUCCGCAGCCACGGCGCCCGCCUCAGCCGCCUCAAGAAUGAUUAUCUCCGCGCCUGAGACCGGAGCCCCCGGGCCAGCUGAACACGGACUCCCCCCGGCUUCAAGAGACCCCCCAGCCCUGCCGCCGGCCCCCUGGAAGGCACAGCCCUGGCGUCUGCCUGGAAGGAGCACCUCCUUGGACAAAUCCUAGAAUUAUUAAGGUCGGAAAAGAGCUCCGAGAUGGAGUCCAAACCUUUGACUGAAUACCACCACGCCCAUUAAACCAUAUUGAGAAGUGCCACAUCUACUCGUUUUUGAACAUUUCCAGGGAUAGUAACUCAACCAAAAUACAUUCUUCUUCAUGGAAAAACCUUAUUUAUUUUACCUUCUAAACAAAUAGCACAAUUCUAUAAACCAGGAAGUUCGAGGUAUGUUUAAGUUAAUAUCCCAUAUUCAAAAAUCUCUGUUAUAUCAUUCGUCUUUGGUUGCAAAGUGAAGUAAGCUUUCUCAUCUCUGAUUCCCUGUUGUUUGUUUUUGUAUCACCUGUUCUGCUGUGGCUCACCUGCCCUAAGUGUAGUUGAAGUGAGGUGCUGGCCAGCUCCUUCCAGACUCCUGUGUAGCAAAUACUUAAAUUGCUUUUGUUGUUAAUCCUUCAGGGUGAAACCUCUGGCCCUCUAUUAACUUCCUUUCUAAUGAUAUGUAUUAUAUGCUUGUUCAAAAUUGUUCCACUACAUUAAGCUGUGAUUUUCAUUUGUGUUUGGAAAGAUGGGAACUAUUCUGGCAGGAUUUGUACUUCCAGGCUUGCUUAUCUGUGACUCUAAGCUAUCAUAACCCUAAAAAAGCAGCCAAAAAGGCUUAUGUCAGAUCCUGAGAAUGCCGGUGGAGAUUUUUAUAGCAAAAAGAAUGAGCCCUAGUGGUGAUUGGAGUUUGGGAUCCCAGAUUUGAGAGCCGGGAGCAUGUUUCUAAAGCAGAGGAAAAGGUUUUGUCUGUGCAAGCACAUUGACUUUUCUUGUUGGUGACUUUGUACUUUUGCUAGCUAAGUUAUUAAUAAAACUUUGUGGUCCUAGACAAUAGCAAAAGUGCCUGGUGGGAUGGAGGGUGGGGAUUAUUUGGGUUUUUAGACUUACUGCUAUUUAACUGACAAUUUGGGGUAAUGUGGCUAUUAGGUUACAGACACUGCAGGCAGAAUACCUGUUUGGAUGAAAAAAGUUUAUAGGUUGUUGUAAUAAAUAUUUGAAAACAAUGUUAAAGUACAUUUUUGUUACUAGUUUUCAAGAGGCUGUUGAUUUUAAAACAUUCUGUUGAAAUGUGUCUUUUCAGCAAAAAACUGAGUUUGUAGCCCCUGCCAAGUGAAAUAACUUGCUUUUUAGUAAAAACAAAUAAAAAUUUACGAACUCAUGAGGUAAGCAAAUUUCAUUAAAAGCAACAAUACAAAAGGACUUGUAGGGCAGACUUUUAUUUUUUAAGCUGUUUUAAGUGCUUAUUGCACUGGAAGAAAAGCUGAGGUACUUUUGAGGUCUGUUCUUGUUAAACCUGCCACCAUUUAGUUAUACUUCAGUCCACGAACCAUUCAGUGGGUAAGUUACUCAGCAGUGCAGUGGGUCAACAUAAGUCAGCUUGGACUGGAGUGCUGAAGGAACCAGGAAAGUCUUGUGAAGGUAGGUAUCUAGAGAACCAGACAGCUCAUUUUGCUGAAGGCAGUGAAGUGUAGCCUACUAGCAAGAUACUUUAGAUGUCACUUUGCAUUUUUAAGUUCUCACUAUCUUUAAAGAUCUUUUGAAAAAAGGAAACAUUUUAAUUAUUGACUCUGGUGGAGCCACUCAGUGUUAUUUUUCUGUUCUCAAGUUAGGAAGUAUAUGACAAGUUCUAGCUCUUUAAAAAUUAAUAUAAUUGUGAUACACUCCUUGCCACUUGGGACAGAUGGCACAACUCACAAGAGUGAGCCGAGUCACUGAGUCUUGUGUGCUCACUAAUUAUUUAUAGUGAGCACACAAAUGCUCAUAAUAGCAUUUCUGAGCUGGACCAAGCUCCAGAAGUGCCUGAGACCAGGCUCCCCCAAAGAUGUCAUGCAGUUCCAUUUGUGGCCGGAGGCUUCUUAAAGAAAGUUUUAGUCUCUGUUUACCUACUUUCGAGUCGUUUGCUAUAACAUGAAUUGUAAACAUCAGAAAAUAAACAAAAAUUGCAUGACCAUGCUAUAUUUUUAGGUAUAUGAGAGCAGUAGUUAAAUCCUAAUAGAAAAACAGAAGUGGUAGUGUAAAAUACAGCUUCUUGAAUAUGCCUUAAGAAGCUUGACUGUUCUAUUUGCAGUAGCUAAAGUUUGGUCAAGCUGAAACUAUUCCAGUGUAUGCAGCAUACCAAAAGAGUAAAUGUUUGCAGAAUGUUUACUUUUCAAAGCAGGGGAUGUGUAGUUAUUUACAGUAUAACUCAUUCCACUCAGUGCCCUGUAAAUUGUCAUCUAAUGAAAUAAGACUGUGGUACUUUACAAUCCACACUAAUGUUUCAUAUGAUAAAUAUGACUUAUUGACACUUUUUAUGUUUCAGAAAAAUACAAACAUUUUUAUAUUUGAAAUAUGGCAGAAUUCUGAUUUUGUUUCAGUAGCAUUGAUUUUGGAAGGCUUUAAAUGGUCCUUUCAAGGAGAAAAUGAAGGUAUCUGAGUCUGGUCUAUGUAUAAGUUUUAUAUUUAAUAAAUCUUACCUUAUGUGGGUUUGAUGAAACCAGUACAAAAAUAUUUUCGGACAUUUAAAUCUAUUAGAGCUUGAUUUACAUAAUUUUGGCUGACCUAAGCAAAUGUCUAUGUUAAAUAUAUAAUUUUCGAGUCAGAGCUGAUAAAUUAAAUGGUUUUUAUAGAGCUGCCUGCAAGAACUGUGUGCUUAGUCAUAUUCAGCAGUUUAAAGUGUUAAAUUCUAUUUUUUUCUUUAAAAACUAUGAAAACCAUAUAUUGCAAUAGUCUUUGCAACCUUAUAAAUGUCCUGUUGUUUCUUUUUAUCUGGUAAAAAAUUAUUUGUUUGGAAGGUAUGAAGAUCCCCCAGAUCAGCCUAUUUUAAAUAGCAAAGGGUCUUUUAUCAUUGAAAAUUUGGUAAUUAUUUUUAAGCAGAGAGCUUUAAAAGGAUGAUUGUAGCAGCAGUCAUCUCCAUGAUGUCCUUCUGUUAUGUUAAAAUAUUGCAUUGGUAUUAGAUUAUUUUUCCUUUUGCAGGAUGCAGAAGUUCGAGCUAAAAUUAAGCUGACAGUGGGGUGUAUUUUUUAGUUUACUGAUCAUUUCCAAAACAUGUCUUAUUUCUGAAUUUAUUAAAGAGUUGAUGGUACUGAAGAGCAAAAGACUACUUUCUGGAAAAAAAAAUGCUGCAGCUGGAACAGUCAUAGAGAGCUUACUUAAUACUUAAGUUUUUCAUAAAGAUGAACAGGUUGCCCAGAGAAGAUGCUGUGUGGAUGAAAGUUUUCAAGGCCAGGCUAGAUGGAGCUCUGAGCAAGCUGGUCUAGGGGAGGGUGUUUCUACCCAUGGCAGGUGGAUUGAAAUGAGAUGAUCUUUAAAGUUCCUUCCAGCUCAAAGCAUUCUAUGAUUAGAGUCAAACCAAGGCACUAAGGGACUCACCUCCACUCCUCUCCAGGUAGCUCGCUAUUGAAGGCAGUGCUGUGAUGUGGAUAUUCUCACAUCCACUGAUACACACAGAACAAACUCAGAGCAUGCACAAAACCAUUAACAAAAGCUGAGAAAGAAAAGUCUACUUGUGUGGUGCCAAGUUCAUGGCUAGGAAUUCAGAGGUGAGCGUGCAAACUGGAUUUUAAAGCUGUAACUUCCACUUUCACAGGUUGACUUACCCAGGACCAUCCUCAAAAAGAGACGUCAAGUGAAGCUUUCAAAAACCUCGUGAGCCUUUAAAAAACCCUUAUGUGUGCCAAGCUGGGGUGUAUGUAUUGUCUGAAGCUAAAUUGUUGCUCCUGUGGGUUGUCAUGUACUCAGAUGCAGUUUGGCAAGACAUAAACCUCAUAAGCAAAAAAUAUACCAGGCUUAGUCACUAGGAACAGCCUUGUAAGCUACAGAGCAAUGGCAAUAAUCUUGUCUAGGAAAUGUGUAUUUUGUGGAGAAAGUCUAUUGGAUGUGUCUAUUACUGUUUAUUUAGAUGGUCUUCAUGUUGCUUUACCAGUUUCUUGCUCAUGCUUCUUGAAUAUCAAUUUUGUGAUUAUUAAAGAAGUUUUCAGCUAA
Poecile atricapillus (Black-capped chickadee) is the source of this 4882-nucleotide messenger RNA. RefSeq names its product fin bud initiation factor homolog (gene FIBIN). Lineage: Eukaryota; Metazoa; Chordata; Aves; Passeriformes; Paridae. The transcript has a single exon. The record is from RefSeq and is a predicted model, not a curated record. Bases 132 to 758 code for a protein of 208 amino acids.